Molecule: messenger RNA, 255 nt
Organism: Phytomonas sp. Hart1
Lineage: Eukaryota; Euglenozoa; Kinetoplastea; Trypanosomatida; Trypanosomatidae
Source: the annotation of a GenBank genome assembly
AUGCAAAAAAAUCAGAUUCCUUAUUUUAGGUGCAUGUCUUACUACUAUCAAUUAUCUGUUCAGAAAUAUGGAUUUUAUCAGCGAGGCCUUAAAACAAAAAUGAGGAUUGUGGCCUUAAUUGUGUAUAUUUUUCAUUUUCCAAAGACUAAGAAAAGUACACCUGUAAGUCAGUUGAGGAGCUGCACAAAGAGCAAGGGUGGAUCCACGAACCACAUUCCCAUAAUCUUGGGGGGCCGUGUAUCGUUGCCAUGGUAA